Messenger RNA from Nicotiana tabacum (common tobacco), 2025 nucleotides. RefSeq lists its product as uncharacterized. The record is from RefSeq and is a predicted model, not a curated record. NCBI's taxonomy places the organism in Eukaryota, Viridiplantae, Streptophyta, Magnoliopsida, Solanales, Solanaceae.
AUCAUGGACGGUGGUAGUAGAGACAUUGUUUGUAUUGAAGAAAUUUCAGAAUCAUCUUUUGAAAGAACCAAGUUGUUCUCAACCCGCCAUCAUCCUCAUUCUAGUUAUCAACAAGUUGCAUCCCGAAAAAAGGAAGAUAAAAGGAUUUCUGGAAAAAAGCACGGCAGAGAUGAAUCUACGAAGAAGAUUUGCAAUAGUAAAUCUUUAGUGUUUGACGAUGAUGAUGAUUUCUGUUUGGAUUCGAUACAGAAAAGGAGUCAAGUUGUAGUUGUUAAUAGCGGAGUAGAUGCUUCCAAAGGUUCCUCAAAGGCUGAAGUCAAAGGAAAAAUUAUAGAAGACGAAGUGGAGGACGAUUUUUAUGUGGAGAAUGUUCAGAAAGGAAGAAAAAAUGAUGUUCAUUGCCGGAAAAAACAUUCAAAUUACGAAAAAGUUAAAGCGUUGGGAUCUAUACGUGAAGAAGCCUGGAGAUAUUACAUCAAAGCCUAGUGUUCACGUAAAUCUUGACAUUAUAGAAGAUUUGAAGGAAUAUCUAUCAUCUAAACAAUUGGAUUUGUUUAGGAACUCAUGUUUUGGACAUUUUCUUGAACUAAAGAAGAUUAGCAUACAAAACCAACUAAUUCAUUACUUAUUGUUGAGGGAGGUAUAUCAGGAGAAUGAUGGUGAGUUGUGGGUUGAAUUGAAUGGCGUCAGGCUGCGUUUUGGACUGAAGGAGUUUGCAUUGAUGACUGGUUUAAAUUGUAGUAGUGAUGUUGCGAAUUGUCCUGAUCUUGAUUUGGACAAUGACUUGGUUGUGAGAUGUUUUGAUUGUUCUGAUAAGAUAGAUAAAGUGUGCAUUGAUGAAUGCUUCAAACAACGAAGAUGCCUUAAAGAUUUCAAUUCUCUUCUUUUUACAUACAUUUCUGUUUUCAAAUGUAAAAAGUAAGAUUAUUGAAAAGGCUUACUUAAGACAUUGUGGAGAAGGGUCAAUAUAACUAUUACCCUUGGGGCAAAGAUGUUUUCAGAGCCACCCUGGAAUCUAUGAAUGACACGUUGAGAGGUAAUCCAAAAAUGUACAGGAUUGGUGGUUUCCCUUUGGCGUUCCAAUUUUGGUUUUAUGAAUGUUGCCAACGGGUUAAACCACAAAUUGCUCAUCGAUUGGAAGAAAGAAUACCUCGUAUUCUUGGAUGGAAGGCUGAAUCCAAACCAAGGUAUAGCCUAGUUUCAAAGCACAUUACGAAGACGAAAACUGAUAAGUUGUACUUGAAGAAUAUUUCUCCUACUGAAUUGGAGAAGGAAAAUAUGAUAAAGGAUGUGUUCUUUCUCGCGAAUGGGCCGGAGAAGGAGAAUACAACUGAUAAGGUGAUGCGGAAUGAGAAUGUGGAUGAAGAUGCAACAGGGAAUGAGAAUGUGAUUGAAGAUGUGAAAGAAAAAUGUAAUAAGAAAGAAAAUAUGAACGAGCAGACGAAUUGGAGGGGGAAGCAGAAUGUGAAGGAGAAAGAGUUGCUGAAGGAAAGGGGGGGUAUUUGAUGAAACUUAUAUUAAAAGAUUCAACACUUAUGUUAGAUUUUUUCUCUCCUCCACGUCAUAUAUUUGACAAACAGAUCAGAGACAGUGACGAUCCUCAAUUAAUUGAUGCGAAUUUUAAAAAGCUUUUUGAUGGUCAAGCUAUGCUGAAUAAAGAAAUUGGAACGGUAUGGUGCAUGUUACAAAUUUUCACUUUUUAAUUUCAUUACAUUAAUAUAUUUCAUUAGACCAAUCAUCAGGGUUUUAUAUUCUAUUAGAUCAAAGAGUUAAUACAGGACAAAUUUGUCGAGCUUUUUAAAGCUCUUGAAAUUAAAAACAAGAACCAAGAAAAAGAGACCAACAAUUAUGGUGACGAGAUUGGACAAGUCAGUAAGGAUGGUGAUACCAAUUCAACCUGUGAAAAGCAUCUCCAGGACAAUCAACAAGACAAAAUCGAUGUUCAUGAUCAUGAUAAUAAUGUGGACGAUGACAAACAAGAAUAUCGUAACGUCAAUGAUGCUGAUGAAAAUAUACAACACAACA